CAGCCGAGCCCGCUCCUGGCACUCUAACUCCACCCCUGACAACAAGGGCAUUUAUAUAAGCUACUGUGGCAAAAACUGGUACAGUUUCUCAUGAUUCACGAAUUCCAUUUUCAAUAUAGGAGAAAUGUCUUCAAUCUUGAUAAGGACAGUUUGGUAAAUUUGGUACAUGUAGCUGUGAAGCAGCAGUUUCAGUUCACUGUCUUCACUUCUGUUCUAAGUUCCUUACCUGCAAAGUGUACAACUGUAUACAAAGAGAGAGAAAACAAAGCACCCCAUUUUUACUGAAACAUGUAAUAAUAGGCUGAUAGUUAUAGGCUAUAGGCUUGUUCCUAUAACUGUAUCUUCCUCAAAGUUUGUUCCUAGGAUUCACUUUUGCUGUAAACUAAGAAGCAACUACUUUCUUCAUCGUGCUUCUUGUCUUAUUUUACUGGGUGAAAGUUGACUUUGAGAAAGAAAGACUUCUAUUUAGAUUAGUUUCUUAGUAAAAGAUAAGACAAGAAGCAAGGGCGUAGCAGCUGCGCGAAGUUGCGCCUUAGCACAUCCGUUAUCUUGCCUAUUCCGAUUAAGUGACAGUAAAAAUAUUGACUAUUCAUAGCAUUCUUGGUUUGUGGGUGUCUUUGAUUUGGUUUUAUUGUUCAGUUUUUGUAUGUGGGGUUUUGCUAAAAAGGCUGUUGGUUGAUUGACUGAAGAAUUAAAGAGUAUUGAAAGUAUGUCUUUGAAGAGCAGAGGAGUAGCAGAAAGAACUUCAAGAAGUGUAGUUUCUCAAAAAUGGAGUCUUUUACUUUGUCUUGGUAGUUUUUGUGCUGGAAUGCUCUUUACAACCAGAAUGUGGAUCAUUCCUGAAAUAAAAGGUGGUAUUGCAAGAACAACCACAGUCGACGCUAAAAGAUUGAAGUUAGUUUCAGAAGGAUGCAUUACAAAAUUUUUGCAGUAUAAAGAUGUAAAACUAGUAUCUCAAGAUAUUUUUGGGAAAGUUUCUAAGACAAAUAAUGCUAUUCAGACACUAGACAAAACCAUUUCAAAUUUGGAAAUGGAGUUGGCUGCAGCAAAGGCAGAACAGGAGUCACUCCUUAGCGGCGCUCCAAUAUCAGAUUCAACAACAAAAAGAAAAUAUUUUAUGGUUAUAGGGAUAAAUACUGCAUUUAGUAGCAGAAAAAGAAGGGAUUCAGUUCGUGCUACAUGGAUGCCACAAGGUGAAAAAAGAAGGAAGCUAGAAGAAGAGAAAGGAAUAAUCAUUCGCUUCGUCAUUGGUCAUGGUGCAACAGUAGGGGGAAUAUUAGACAGAGCUAUUGAAGCUGAGGAUAAAAAACAUGGUGAUUUCUUGAGGCUGGAUCAUAUUGAGGGUUAUCUUGAAUUGUCAGCCAAAACAAAGACUUAUUUUGCCACUGCUGUUAACUUGUGGGAUGCAGAAUAUUACAUCAAAGUUGAUGAUGAUGUUCAUGUCAAUAUAGCUACAUUAGGGGAAACAUUAGCAAGGCAUCGUAAGAAACCACGUAUAUAUAUCGGGUGCAUGAAAUCUGGUCCUGUCCUCUCGCGGAAGGGUGUAAGAUAUCAUGAACCAGAAUACUGGAAAUUCGGAGAUAAGUAUUUUCGUCAUGCUACUGGACAAAUAUAUGCCAUUUCAAAAGACUUGGCUACUUAUAUAUCAGUAAACCAGCAUGUACUGCAUAAGUAUACCAAUGAGGAUGUGUCAUUGGGUGCUUGGUUUAUUGGACUCGAUGUGCAGCAUAUCGAUGAUCGCAGAUUGUGUUGUGGAACUCCACCUGACUGUGAAUGGAAGGCACAAGCAGGCAACAUCUGUGUUGCAUCAUUUGACUGGACAUGCAGUGGGAUAUGCAGGUCUGUUGACAGGAUAAAAGAGGUCCAUCGCCGUUGUGGCGAGGGAGAGAAUGCACUAUGGAAAGCUGCAUUCUGAGGACAUGCAUUUCUUCCAAACAGGACAACGAAAUAGGUCUAUCGAUAUGUCAAUAUCCCACAUUCAUUUGCUCCGGAAUACAGAUUAUAGAUGCAAAUAACUCAGAGGCGAAUCCAAGAUAUAGAGUUAGUGGGUUCUGAAUAAGUGCGAUCUUAUUAUAUGUAUACAUUUUAUGCUUUUUUUUGUUUGCCUGUGUAUACAGAGUUCAAGUUGAAGGUAUAGUGGGUUCAGCUGAACCCCUAGAACCCGCUCUAAAUCUGCAACAUGUGCAUAAACAGAGAUGUGCGCCGUGCGGUGGGAGAGACAAUGAUUAAAAAUAGAUGGCCUUGCCUUAGCUCUGGGGAAACCUUCUCCAUUUUUGUAAAGAAUAAUGGCUGCCAAAGCAGUUGCGAGCAGAAAUGCUGAUCAGUGGGCCAUAAUGUAAGUCAUAGUAUACUGGAUUGUAAAAUCUUAAUAAGUGUUCAAAAUCAUAUUUUUUGUGGCCUUGUUUCUGUCA
Molecule: messenger RNA, 2411 nt
Organism: Nicotiana attenuata
Lineage: Eukaryota; Viridiplantae; Streptophyta; Magnoliopsida; Solanales; Solanaceae
Product: probable beta-1,3-galactosyltransferase 2
Exons: 11
Coding region: 710-1915 (401 amino acids)
Cellular component (GO): Golgi membrane
Molecular function (GO): hexosyltransferase activity
Source: RefSeq, a predicted model, not a curated record